This is a messenger RNA of Paraphaeosphaeria sporulosa, 1935 nucleotides long. Its product is annotated as glutaminyl-tRNA synthetase. Bases 1 to 1935 code for a protein of 644 amino acids. Gene Ontology annotation, biological process: translation; glutaminyl-tRNA aminoacylation. Gene Ontology annotation, cellular component: cytosol; cytoplasm. The transcript has 3 exons. Gene Ontology annotation, molecular function: ATP binding; glutamine-tRNA ligase activity. The record is from RefSeq and is a predicted model, not a curated record. Lineage: Eukaryota; Fungi; Ascomycota; Dothideomycetes; Pleosporales; Didymosphaeriaceae.
AUGGCAGAGCCCACCGAAGCAACCGCGUCCGCACCUCCUGCUGAGGCUGAAGAGAAGGGCCCCUCCAAGCGUGCUCUCGAGAAAGCAGCGAAGAAAGCAGCCGCAAAGGCUAAGAAGGCGGAGCAUGCCCUGCGACCCAAAGAGCCGUCGAAACCUGCAGAGAAGAAGCCUGCGAACGCCGAACCUACUAACGUCUUCUCCGAAGGCUGGUUGAAGCGUGUCUACGAAGAAAAGCCCGUAAAAGAUGUCAGAUCGCGAUUCCCGCCAGAGCCCAACGGCUAUCUCCACAUCGGCCACUGCAAAGCCAUCGCAGUCAAUUUUGGCUUUGCGCGACACCAUAAGGGUGUUUGCUUCCUCAGAUACGACGACACAAACCCCGAGAAGGAGGAAGAGCAGUACUUCACAAGCAUCCUGGACAUCAUCAAGUGGCUCGGUUUUGAGCCGUACAAGAUCACCUAUAGCAGCGACAAUUUCGACAAGCUUUACGAAUUGGCGGAGCAGCUGAUCGAGAAGGACGGUGCUUAUGUAUGCCAUUGCUCGCGUGAGGAAGUCAACAUGCAGCGUGGUGGACCCGACAAUCGCGGAGCCCGAUAUGCAUGCGAGCACCGCACACGACCAAUCGCGGAAAGCAUCGCUGAGUUCCGGGCCAUGCGCGAUGGCAAAUACAAGGCUGGGGAAGCAUAUUUGCGCAUGAAGCAGAGUCUAACGGACCCCAACGAGGGCAACCCUCAAAUGUGGGACCUGCCAGCCUACCGAGUGAUCGAGAAAAACCACCACCACCGGACUGGCGAGAAGUGGAGAAUCUACCCCACGUACGACUUCACACACUGCAUAUGCGAUGCACUGGAGGAUAUCACACACUCGCUGUGCACAACCGAGUUCCAGCAGUCGCGCAUUUCAUACGAUUGGCUAUUGGAGCAACUGGACAUGAAGACUCCCAAAUCGGAAGAGAAGGGACCUAUGCAAAGAGAGUAUGGGCGACUGAACCUCGGAGGCACGAUCCUGUCAAAGCGCCGCAUCUUGAUGCUUGUUGAAGGUACAACCGCAGAGAAGAAGAAUGCAGAUGGCACAGUCGAGAAGAGGACCAUACCUCCUUCGGUCCGAGGCUGGGAUGAUCCUCGCUUGUAUACACUUGUCGCUCUCCGUCGUCGCGGCAUACCAGCCAAGGCCUUGUUGAACUUCGUUGAGGAACUCGGCGUGAAUGAUGCACUCACCGAGAUCCAGCCCCCGCGGUUAGAGUCUUCCAUCCGCAAGCACCUUGAGCGCACUGUUGCUCGCCAGAUGCUUGUACUAGACCCCAUCAAGGUUGUCAUUGAGGACUUCGCAGCAGAGGAUGACCAGGAAAUCACCGUACCAUAUGACCCGAAGGGCACUAUCCCUGGAGAGCGAAAGGUCAAGCUCGGAAAGGAGGCGUACAUUGACCGCAGUGAUUUCCGAGAAGAAGAUGACCCCAACUACUUCCGUCUCGCACCCAACAAGGUUGUAGGUCUCUACAACGUUCCCUUCUCGAUUCGCGCGACGUCUUACUCAAAGGACGAGAACGGCAAAGUCACAGAAAUCAAGGCUGUCAAGGCGACUGGCGAGAAGCCCAAGACAUACAUCCAGUGGGUAGAUGCUGCCACAGCCGUUCCUGUAAAGGCUCGCCAGUACAACUCUCUCUUCAAAUCAGAAUCGCCCAAUGCACUUGACUGGAAGACUGGUGGCUGGGCUGAUGACUUGAACCCAGAAUCCGAGGUCAUAUUUGAGAACGCCGUCAUUGAAGCUGGCAUCAAGGGUCUUCUCAAGGAGCACACAUUGAACCCGAGCGGGUCAUCGGACGAUCUCAUCCGUUUCCAGGCCCUGCGCACAGCAUACUUCUGUGUUGAUGUAGAUUCCACAGAGGACAAGAUUGUUCUGAACCAGAUUGUUACUUUGAGGGAAGACAAGGCGAAAUAA